CAACCAUGGCAAUGGCUUUCAAGAUGGCUACAACUGGGAUGUGGGUGACUGAUGAAUGCAAGAACUCAUUCAUGGAGAUGAAAUGGAAGAAAGUUCACAGGUACAUAGUUUUCAAAAUUGAUGAGGGAUCGAGGCUGGUGACCGUUGACAAAGUUGGUGGGCCAGCGGAAAACUACGAUGAUCUGGCGGCCUCCUUGCCCAAAGAUGAUUGCAGAUAUGCAGUCUUUGAUUUUGAUUUUGUCACUGUUGAUAACUGCAGGAAGAGCAAACUCUUCUUCAUUGCUUGGUCACCAAGUGAAUCAAGGAUUAGGGCAAAAAUACUAUAUGCAACCUCCAAAGCUGGGCUGAGGAGAGUUUUAGAUGGCAUCAGCUAUGAACUUCAGGCGACCGAUCCGACCGAGAUGGGGAUGGAUGUGAUCAAGGACAGGGCUAAAUAAGUGUGAUUAGAGCAGCUUAAUCAUGUUCUGGAAUCUUACUUUAAAUUAAUAACUCCAGCCACAUGGGUUUUCUUUCUUGUUUCUUCUUGGUGGAAUCUUCAUUGUUCCCCUUCUCUUAAUUAGAUUUUUGGCACUAAUGUAAGUUAUUCAUCUAAUUUGUAAUAAUAAUUGUGUGCUAAUUAACGAGGAAUCUCUCUCUUCAUGUAAGAUCUUAAACCCUAACCUUCAAAUGAAUGUUGGAAUGUGCCUCUCUUAGUGCUUUGA
Molecule: messenger RNA, 701 nt
Organism: Malus domestica (apple)
Lineage: Eukaryota; Viridiplantae; Streptophyta; Magnoliopsida; Rosales; Rosaceae
Product: actin-depolymerizing factor 5-like
Biological process (GO): actin filament bundle assembly; actin filament depolymerization
Cellular component (GO): cytoplasm; actin cytoskeleton
Molecular function (GO): actin filament binding
Source: RefSeq, a predicted model, not a curated record